CGUACUUUAUUUAGCUUGCACAUAGUGCGAUGUUGCGGCAAUGUUUAGAGCCCUUUGUCUUUCAGUAUAAUGUAAUGUAAAGUGAAUGUGGAGCAAAUUAUUGCCACACAGGUGUACUGUAAACAAGCACGUAUAUAUUGCAAACAAAAUCAAUGUAUUGAAAGGUUUUUUUUCUGAAUAUAUAGUGAUACUUUAUUUCUUUACGUUUCGCAUUUUUCAGCACCCAUUUUUCCUAUGUAUGCUGCACUUUGUAACGCUGCAUUUUUCUUUGCGUCUCACUGUCUGGCCUCAUUUUGACACGGUUUGGGCGGUGGGCGUGGCGAGUCUUACCCAAUCUACCUGCCUAAUUUGUAUAUUGCACGUCUGUGCAUGCGCAGAAUUGCCACUUUACAUGUUUUACGACUGUGCACGAUUUGUGCCUCUCUUUCACGACAUUUUCACAACCCAACCUGAUGUUACAAACAUAGUUAAUUGAAUGGUUUGAACUACCGUUUUGGGAGACAAUUGGAUGGUUCCAACAAUGUAAGUUGCUAAUGUGCUUAGCAACUGCAUUUUUGGGAAACGUACCUAUGGUGCCUAAAUCUUUUCAUGCCAUCAGGUUCGUUAUACGGACUGCCUGUGAGCUUGCAAUCUCCACCAGCCCAGACUGGGAUAUUCAGCCAGAUAUUCCGAUUUUGGAUUCUGUAUUUUCUGUCUGUUCAAUAAAAGUUAUGCAUAGCAACUGCCCUUGUGUCAUAGUGCAUGUUUAUGGGUUUCUUCAGGUACCCCAGUCACGGCGGGGUGACCGUAAAUGUCCCUGACGGUUGCCGGUGUUCUGUCGAAAAAUACUACCUAUCGAGACGUGCUAUCGAGCCUUUCUGCGCAUGUGCAGUUCCACCGUUUUGGGAUUAGGGUUAGGUUUUAGGGAUUAGGGUUAAGGUAAGGGUUUUGGGGGGGUUAGGGUAAGAGUUAGGGUUAUCGAUUACCACUAUGGUAGCAUAACUCGACAAAGUAGCUCAUCUCGACAGAACACCGGGUUGCCAACUUUGGUCAGCUGGCUGGCGUGAGAUUUUCAGUUCAAGUAUGCACUCGCAUUAACAUGUUUGUAAUAAUUGCCCCAACGCUUUGGAUGUAGCUAAUUUAGGUUUACAAUGGAAUAAUACAUAUUUGCAGCAAGAUUUCUUGAUAGUCUGAAAGCGUGAAUGUCACACCAGAUGCGUGAGAGUUGGCAACCCUGUAAUGGAAAUAUAUUUCAGAUAAGCACAUAAAAGGACAAACAAAACGCAUUUCCCUGUUUUUUUAAGUGGAGUUAUUAAAGGCAGUUUUCGCUCAUGUUGUGGAAGAAAAUAUGUACGCACGAGAGCUUGUGAUGUUUCUAAGAACUUGAGUGCCGAGUGCAAUCUGAAUGCAGAAGGAACCCCCCCACUGCCAGCCGGGUGAGUGAGAAAGAGAAAAAGAGAGGGAGCGGGGCAGGAAGUGAGGUCAUCGCGUGCCAAUGCAGCAGCAGAGCCGACUGGCUGAUUCAGCAGAGGGCAGCCUUCCUGUGUUCGUCUUCCCCACGGAGCUGGUCUUCUAUGCCGAUGAGCAGGCCUCGCACAAGCAGGUGCUCACGCUGUACAACCCCUAUGAGUUCGCCCUCAAGUUCAAAGUGCUGUGCACGGCACCCAGCAAAUAUGCCGUGGUGGAUGCCACGGGAGCCGUGAAGCCCCAGUGCUGCGUGGACAUAGUGAUCCGGCACAGGGACGUGCGGCCGUGCCACUAUGGCGUGAUGGAUAAGUUCCGCCUCCAGGUGUCAGAGCAGAGCCAACGCAAGGCCCUGGGCCGCAAGGAGGUGAUGGCCACCCUGCUGCCCUCGGCCUCCCAGGAAGCCACGCAGCCCCGUUCUCAGGAAGAGGAGCACCGCAUGAAGGAGCAGUUCGCCGACAGCGUCUUCUUUGAGCAGGCAGCCUAUCAGACAGAGAGCCGCGUGGCGUCCGGGGGCCCCAGUCUGCUCGCCAUCCUGCUGGGGCUGGGCUGCGUGGCGGCCCUCCUCCUGCCCACGCUUGGGGAGCUGGACUCCAUUGUGCCUGUCUACCUCCACUUGAGUGUCAACAAGAAACUUGUUGCUGCCUACGUUCUGGGUCUCCUCACGAUGGUGAUUCUGCGGCCAUGAACCGGUGCCCUACAGAGAAACAAAGACACGGAGGGGACGACUGGGGAAGAGCAGACACACACACGUACACGCGGCCCUCGUGUGUCAAUGAAGGAGAGGCUGUGCAGGAAUCCCUGCCCCCAGCCAACAGGACAAUGUCUCAGUAUAAACACUACACCCAGAGACACAUUGAGGACGAGAAUCCCAUCAUGCACUGGGCUUUAUUUAUUGGGCCUAUAAUGGACAGAGAGCACAAGUGACAGAACUGGGGGGAGCAGGUGUGUAGGUUGACUAAAGGCACAGGGAGACCUUUAUUAAAAGCUCUGUUUGACCUAA
Molecule: messenger RNA, 2446 nt
Organism: Paramormyrops kingsleyae
Lineage: Eukaryota; Metazoa; Chordata; Actinopteri; Osteoglossiformes; Mormyridae
Gene: mospd1
Product: motile sperm domain containing 1
Cellular component (GO): cytoplasm
Source: RefSeq, a predicted model, not a curated record